GGCAACAGUAGCGCGGAUGACAGCGGACAGGAAGUGGUUGAAGGUGACGAGGUCGAACGCCAAAGGUGGCGCCGGGAGGAAGAUGGCGGCGGUGUGCCUUUUGUUUCUGUAUCUUAACGCCUCGGCUGCCCUCAUGGGGGUCCUCCGUGGCUUGAGCCGGGGCUGAGGCAUCCGUUGCAGCUGACGAUUCGGAGUAUUGUGAAGGAGGCGUGGUGCGAAGUUUUGUGGCUGAGGGCGCCUCCUACCGCUGACGUUUCUGUGUCCGCACUUCAGGUGAGAGAGCCAUGGUGUCAUGGAAAGGGAUUUAUUUUGUACUUGCACUAUUCCUGGGAAGUUUUUUUGGAAGCAUAUUCAUGCUUGCUCCCUUGCUGCCAUUGAUGUGUGUCUCCCCGGCUUGGUAUCGCUGGAUCACUGAUCGUGUUGUGGCUACUUGGCUGACACUUCCAGUGGCUUUGCUGGAGAUGGUGUUUGGCGCAAAGGUGAUUAUAACAGGUGAUGGAUUUAUUCCUGGAGAAAGAAGUAUCAUUAUCAUGAACCAUCGAACACGGAUGGACUGGAUGUUCCUAUGGAACUGCCUGCUGAGAUAUAGCUACCUCAGACUUGAAAAAAUAUGUCUCAAAUCUAGUCUCAAAUGCGUUCCAGGAUUUGGCUGGGCCAUGCAGGUUGCUGCCUUCAUUUUUAUUCAGAGAAGAUGGGAAGAAGACAAAAAUCAUUUUGAAAAUAUGCUGGAUUACUUCUGUGACAUUCAUGAACCAUUGCAGCUUCUCUUCUUUCCUGAAGGAACAGAUCUCACAGACUUCACCAAAGCCCGCAGUAAUGAAUUUGCUGAAAAGAAUGGACUUCAGAAAUAUGAAUAUGUCUUGCACCCAAGAACUACAGGCUUCACUUUUAUAGUGGAACAUUUAAGAGACGGUAAUAACCUUGAUGCUAUCCAUGACAUAACAGUGGCAUAUCCUCAAAACAUUCCUCAAACCGAGAAGCAUCUUCUGAAUGGGAACUUCCCAAACGAAAUUCAUUUUCAUGUCCAGAGAUAUCCAGUGAAGGCUCUACCAACCUCUCGGGAAGAACUGCAACUCUGGUGUCAGAAGCGCUGGGAAGAAAAGGAAGAAAGGCUCCGUUUGUUCUACCAAGGCAAAAAAUACUUUGAUGCUACAGGGAGAAGUAAAAUUCCACCCUGUAAAUCUGAGUUCAGGGUCAUGGUUGUUAAGUGCGUUUCUCUCUUGUACUGGACAUCUUUCACGUUAGCUGCGUUUGUGCUGCUAUACUUGUACACCUUUGUACGGUGGUAUUUUGUGAUUGUGGUUCUCAUUUUUGUUAUACAACAAAAAUCAUUUGGUGGGCUUGAAUUGAUGGAACUUGCAUGCCAUCGAUUUUUUAGUAAACAAAAUUUACGCAACUCAAAAAGAAGCUAAAUGUAUCUGGUGUAUAUUGUGGGGAGGGGUGUCGUGUAUGUGGACACUUUUCAGAUGUGCCACAGGGUUUGCAAAAGUGGGAGGAGAUGUUGCAUGAGGAUCAUUAAUUUUUCUUAAUGCUGUUGUUGGUUAACACACUGUGACUUAUAUUGUAAAAGAAAAAAGGUAGGUCAUGUGAACUUUUAAUUUUUGAAUGUAUCUUCUGUGUUUCUUUCUUUGGCAGCUAGCAUUUGCAAAUGUCACUGCAAAGCAAUUUGCCAACCAAUUACAUUUUAUAGCCCUUGAACAAAUUGUGGCGCUAAAAGUAUUGGUCUGUGAUUCCUACACAGCCUUGCCAUAAAUAAAUCGUGAAUUUUGAAAGUCCCAUGAUUGUUUUACAUCUUUUCCUAUUUCUCUUUCAAAGAGAAAACCAUUCCUAGCAUCAGCAAAUUUUCUGGCAACAAAUUUUCUGAGAAAACUGAGGACCUUAAUUUGUGUCCAUUCUCCAUUUUUAUAUGACUGUUCCUUCUCUUAAUUAAACUCUUACAACUUUUAUACCUCAGUUGUAUUUUGAAACAAGUUUCAUUGAAAAUCAAUUGAGCUGUUCUUUAAGUAAAUAUGAUAGCAGAGGUUCUUAAUUUCUCUGUAUAAAUGAAGAGUCGCUGUUUCAAAAAAUAUUAAGUCCUCCUCAGCAGCCCACCUCAUUCAGACUGGCCAUAUCCAAGUAUUGUGAAAGGUAUAUCAUAUAUUUAGAUACACACCAUCUGAAGUUUGGAACAGAAACAUGGACACAGCAAACCAUUCUCAAGAGAGGAAAUAGGGAGUCAUUCUGACAUAAAGGUGCCCCCAUCACCACCACACACAUGCACGUGCAUGUGCACACACACAUGCACACAUACACACCAUGAUUGUACAAAACCAACAAAAAGUAUUUUCCCCAUGCAAUUAAAAGUGGCAGUUAACAUUAAAAUGUUGCCCUUCUUCAGACUGUGACAUUACAUGAGAAAAUGUAAGAGUAUUUUGUUACUCUUUUUAAAGGGAAUGUUUUAGAUCCCAAAUGGCACAUAUUAAUAUCCUCACUUCACACCAGGAUUUGCAUGAUUAGUGUCAGUAGGUAGAUCACCCCUCAUUUCCUGCCCUUAUGCUGAGAGUAUAAAGAGAUAGUCUGUUGGCUUUGCCAUGAGGGAAAGCAUACCAAUGUCUACAACUGAAGGUUUUGCCUCCGGCCUGAAAAAUGUCGUGGGUUUUCACAUGGUGUGUUAGAAGCUUUUAUUAUUGUUGUUGUUGUUGUUAUUUCUCUGCUUAGUUCUAGUGAUCAACACUUUGAAGCUCCAUUUAGUAGGAACAUCUUUACCUGCUGUGGUUAAAACAGCAUCCUAGACAUGGCAAUCGAAGUUGAGGCAUCAUGUCCACACUCCUUUGUCCAAAAAAACAUAAUACCCCUACAACAAGGGACGGUGACAUGCUAUUGAAAAAUGGCUCACAGAGUGCCACAUAGAGGAACAUCACAGUACCACCCAUCCAUUGCUCCAUAAAAUCAUGUGCAUGUGACCACUUCCCAACAAAAAGAGAUGAGCUAUUCCAUGCCUACACAACUUGUGAUGCAGCAAGCUAAAGACAAAGAGCCACAUAUCCACCAGGGAGGCUAAUAAGCCUUGUGUUUGUGCCCGCCAGGAACUGCAAAAACAGGGAGGUUGUCAAGCAUCUGGCAGGCCACAACAGGCAGCCUGUCUUGGAAGGUCACAAGUGUCAGAGUCUCACAGACACUGUGGUAUAUAUAUUUGAUCCAUGUGCUGCUUCCUGUUUUCUACAGCAUCUGUUACCUUUGCUUUUGACAGAAAAAAUAAAGGGAAACCCUGACAUUCAAAAUACCAGAGUGGGGGGUGAGCAUUCUGGUAGAAAGAAAACUCUCUGUUCCAGGAAUAGUCAAAAUGAUGCUCUCCAAAUGUUGUUGGACUACAACUCCCAUCAUCCUUGACCAUUGGCCAUGCUGGCUAGGACUGAUGUGAACUGUAGUUCCACAAAUCUGAAGGAGUCCAUGUUGGCUACCCCUGCUCUGUUCACUCUCUUGGCCCCUCUUGAAAUAGGUCCACAAUUUGUAUGAAGCAGACUCUUAUGGGUUCUCUACUCUGUUUAGUGAGCUGAGACUACAUAUAUUCCUUGAAACAUCCUAAUUUAAUCAGAUGUCAUCUCUGUUGAGUAAGCACUUUCCCCCCAGCAUUUUUUCUUAGAAUUUGAAUUUUUACAGACUGUAUUUGUCAUCAAAUCCUUAUAGCUAAAACAAGCAUUUUUCUUCCCUGCACUGACUAUAACUAGAAAUACAGAGCCAUAAGCCAACACGCAAGGUAUUCUGUGUUGAUCAUAUUAAGUGUCGUGUCUGCUUCCACAUCUUUGUUCAAUCCUUGUUGCUUCUACAAUGCAUUUUUAUAGGUGCAUUUUAUAAAUAAAUUGUAUUAAGAGAUCCUGGAAUAUGAAAGGUCUCCAGCCUAGCCUUAGUUUUCAAGUUUUACCCAAAUGUUAGAAUGUUUAAGCUGCAAAUGAACAAACGUACUCUAAAGCGACAAUAAAGAAUUUCA
This is a messenger RNA of Rhineura floridana, 3967 nucleotides long. RefSeq names its product lysocardiolipin acyltransferase 1 (gene LCLAT1). Bases 285 to 1412 code for a protein of 375 amino acids. The transcript is spliced from 6 exons. Gene Ontology annotation, molecular function: acyltransferase activity. The record is from RefSeq and is a predicted model, not a curated record. Lineage: Eukaryota; Metazoa; Chordata; Lepidosauria; Squamata; Rhineuridae. Gene Ontology annotation, cellular component: endomembrane system.